CCCCCCCCCCCCCCCCCCCCCCCCCCCUCGAUAUCCAUCCUCCUCCCGCACGCAGAAUUAGAUCAGGGCGACCGGGCCAGGGAGGAUGGAGAACAGCAGCGGCCGGGAGGUGCUUCCGAACGGAGGAGGAGCCGGGGGGAUGGGCAACGGCGCGGCGAACGGGCGGGCGGUGCAGGCGCUGCAGCGGAGCUUCGCCGAGGUGCAGGUGAUCCUGGAGAAGAACCGGAUUCUGAUCCAGGAGAUCACCCAGAACCAGGAGUCGCUCGAGGCCGGCGGCCUCAGCCGCAACGUCGCCCUCAUCCGCGAGCUCAACAGCAACAUCGCCCGCGUCGUCGACCUCUACAACGCCCUCUCCUGCUCCUUCUCCAGCUCCCUCACCAACGGCUCCGCCCCCGCUGCCUCCGACGCCUCCAAGGGGGCCUACAAGAGGCCGCGCCCUGCCCAAUAGAAGAGACAGACCGUCGGCGCCCUCUUCUCCUCUGUCAGAUUUAGAUUUCUGCUGUGGCCAUCCAUGGCCAGGGCUCAGCGGCAGGCAGAUUUGAGACUUCCUCUUUUUUUUCUUUUUCUUCUUCGUUUUCUUCUUUGUUUUAGCGUUGAGCUGAGAGAUAUGGACAUGGGCAGCUUGUUGUCAGAGAUGAAACAAAGAUGCAGGCAGCAGUGUGUGGCUGUAUCAGUA
Aegilops tauschii subsp. strangulata is the source of this 676-nucleotide messenger RNA. Its product is annotated as protein ELF4-LIKE 3. Gene Ontology annotation, biological process: positive regulation of circadian rhythm; entrainment of circadian clock. Lineage: Eukaryota; Viridiplantae; Streptophyta; Magnoliopsida; Poales; Poaceae. The record is from RefSeq and is a predicted model, not a curated record.